CAAUCUCAAAAACCCAGUUUCCAGAUUUAGGAUUUCUCGAAUCCUUAACAAAUGUACAAUGGAAUUGGAUUUGUCGACCUCACCAAGAAACCCAACAGGGACAUCCUUGAGCAUGAUCGUAAGCAUCAUAUCGAGCUCACGGAGUAGGGCUACAUCGAUGCUGAGAAUGCUAAGAAGCUUCUUGAGGCCAGGAAAGUGUUGGAAGCUCUUAUCGCUUCCAAUGAGAUCACUGUGCUAUGAUGGAGAUGGAGCCAUCAGCAGAGGCGGAUAAGAGGUUUUGAGGAAAGGAGCCAUCGCAAUCGUGUAUCAAGCAAGCUUGAGGAGAAACAAACCCAGAUCCAGGUU
Molecule: messenger RNA, 345 nt
Organism: Rubroshorea leprosula
Lineage: Eukaryota; Viridiplantae; Streptophyta; Magnoliopsida; Malvales; Dipterocarpaceae
Source: the annotation of a GenBank genome assembly